Molecule: messenger RNA, 602 nt
Organism: Triticum aestivum (bread wheat)
Lineage: Eukaryota; Viridiplantae; Streptophyta; Magnoliopsida; Poales; Poaceae
Exons: 2
Coding region: 94-435 (113 amino acids)
Source: RefSeq, a predicted model, not a curated record
CGAACGGGCUAAGCUUCUCCAAACUCAAAGCCCAAAUUAAAAUUUUGGAAGCCCGUCGCGGCCCAAACCGGACACACGGCCGCUGCAGCAGAGAUGGCCGCCGGAGUCAACGCCGAUGGCCCUGAUCCGGCACACCAGCCUCCGCCCCCAGCCCCUGAAGACGGCGCCGACUCCGAGGACGAGGACUACGUGGGCGGCGGCGACAAGCCCCGGUGGCAUUCUCAGCCGUGGCCGCCGACGGCAGCCACCUCGAGCCGUUCGCUCGGGCUCGGAGCAUGUCCGCGACGCGGGGCGAAUCGAGAGCUCCGGCGUGCUGCGGGGCACCGGCAGCGGUGUUAUACGGCCUCGAGCUCGGGGCAGCCCGCCGCCCGGAUUGAAGAGCACCACGAGAGAAAAAUGGCCGGACAAUCUGAUGGCGUUGGCGUAACUGACUAGCUCCUCUGCCUGUGGAAGCAUUUGAGCCUCCCGCAGAGCAUCACCAGGACAAGAACCACCUUCCCCAGGUCGCUCCACCACCCGGAGAAGCUGUACGGCAUGUCCUGGCAGACGCUUUGCUUCUCCGGGUGCGGCAGCCUCGCGCAGCUGUAACCGAUGGACAGUCC